This is a messenger RNA of Rangifer tarandus platyrhynchus (Svalbard reindeer), 321 nucleotides long. The record is from the annotation of a GenBank genome assembly. NCBI's taxonomy places the organism in Eukaryota, Metazoa, Chordata, Mammalia, Artiodactyla, Cervidae.
AUGUAUUCCAAUGAACAGCUUUCUGAAAAGCGUGCGUCUGAAAAGUGGGGCGGCGAUGUGGAGCCCGGUCGCAGGCACAGGACCCGCACUCCGGAGACCGCGGCGCUGGGUCCGCAGCAGCUCUCAUUUGGCCGCACGGGGCCCUUCAGUCUUCCGGCGGCAUAUAGCAGUUUGAAUCGUCCUGACUCUGAAUCAGAUUCUGCACAGUUGCAAAAGGCUGGGUCUGCCAGGGCUCACGCCCUCGAGUCCCCGCGCGCCCGGGGCUGGCAGGGACGAGCGCACGGUUGGGAGGGGGAGAGGGGUAGGAAGCGCUCAAUGUAG